UCAGUCGCAGCACGAGACAGCAGUGCGGUCGAAAUUUCGGACCGAACCUGCUGCUUAGUGUUUGAUGAAUAUCACGCGUUCAUGCCUCCGCGGCGCACCAGCUCGAUGAAGUGUGCUGUCCCCGAUGGCCAAACGCAGACAGCUCUAUCUGGGUGUACUGUCGCUGCUGCUCUUCCUGCUAGUGCUCAUCUUUAGCCUUAACUUCUAUCUCGUAAAUUGGCUCGCCGCUCACGAACGACCCCGGCAUGAUCUCGAUCGCGAGCCCAUCCAAAGUGUGACGGCGAGUUCACUAGCAGCACCGCUUGCGUAUUACGAAAAAGACCCACAGCAUGGACUGUUGCAACUAGUCGAGAAUAAGCAUCCGAAGACAGCUCGAGCUGUUUCGAUUCAUGCCGCUGUUGAGGCGAAAGUGGCUAAACUAAAACCAGUGUUUAAGAACAAGAAUCCACGCUAUGUCCCCGUGAAGCGUGGUUUGCGCCGGUCGUUCGAGGCACGGAACUAUAACAUAUCGUCAGUGUGGAGGAUUGCCAAUUCGUGGCCCAGUAGAAAUGAGAUUUUUCCCCAGAAAGAUGAAAGAAUUGGUAAGACAAUCAAGGCUCUGCAGGAAGCGGAUGUUCUCAAAACCAGGAACACUCCCCGUGGAACGCAGUUGAAACUCAUUUUUGAGCUGGCUGGAGGUCAGCUUGCUAUUUUCAAACCUAGCUGGUACGAACGGAACACAACCAUCGAUGGACAGGUUUAUUCCGGAAAAGAUAGACAUAACUCAGAAAUAGUGGCUUUCCAUUUGGCGGCUGUCCUCAAUCUUCGGUGGACACCGAUUGUUGUUGGUCGUCGUAUUUCACUGGUGGAAGUGUACCGUCUGGCGGAUGAUGAGUUACAAUCAACUAUGAUAAAGAAUGACACUCGCCAAUGUGUGUAUGGAAAAUGCCAUUAUUGUAAGGAAAGUGAAACAAUUUGUGACCAUCCGGAAACUGGUAUGGUAGAGGGUGCCCUGCUUCUGCUAAUACCGGGGAAAUUUGCGAAAUAUCGCUCACCUUGGCAGAGAACCUACCAGACCGGAGCGGCUGCCGAGUGGGAGAAGAACGAUUCGUAUUGCGUUAAAGUGAAAGAACAACUGCCAUUAGUUAGAAUAUUAGAUCUAAUCGACGUAGCUGUUUUCGAUUUUCUUAUACAAAACGGCGAUCGUCACCACUACGAGACACGGGACGAUCGUGUGCUGCUGAUGGAUAAUGGGAAAGGAUUCGGGAAUCCAUACACGGAUCAUUUUGAUAUACUGGCUCCACUGUAUCAAUGCUGCAUGAUUCGUCGUACCACAUGGGAGCGGUUGCAGAUUCUCUCCGGUGGCGCACUCACAGAAUCACUCCUAUCGUUGAACGUAAUAGAUUUACUUCAACCUUUGUUAACCAAAGAGCAUUAUAUUGGAAUUGAGAGACGACUAUUACUAGUAUAUGCAACUGUUGAGCUAUGUAAAGAGAAAUACGGUAGUAAAGUUUUAAAAUAGAGCAUCCGUGGUCUA
This is a messenger RNA of Toxorhynchites rutilus septentrionalis, 1516 nucleotides long. Its product is annotated as glycosaminoglycan xylosylkinase homolog. Bases 125 to 1501 code for a protein of 458 amino acids. Gene Ontology annotation, molecular function: phosphotransferase activity, alcohol group as acceptor. Gene Ontology annotation, cellular component: Golgi apparatus. Lineage: Eukaryota; Metazoa; Arthropoda; Insecta; Diptera; Culicidae. The transcript is spliced from 4 exons. The record is from RefSeq and is a predicted model, not a curated record. Gene Ontology annotation, biological process: protein phosphorylation.